GAUUAUUUUAUUUUAUUUACAAUAUGUUUCACUGUGGGAAUUAAAUCAGUAAACGUUUUAAAGCUGUGUACCUGAACCUGAUUAACUGGCAUCUCGCCAAAACAACAUAUUAUACCUUAAACAUUGACGCACCGGCUGUAUUCAUUGGAAGCAGAACUUAAGUCCUAGUCACAAUUAGUAAGGACAGUUUUUACACAUCCUCCAGCUCAUUCGUACUAACUGGUUCCUAUAACUGGAAGAUAUUCAUCGGUUAUAUAGGGGGGAAAUGUCACGGUGACAAUGGACAAGACAACUACAUCAAGUCCAAGCUCAAGUCCGAGUUCCAGGGUGAUCAAACCCAGCAGCCUUGGUGCCAGAGGACGCCCAGCUGCGGCUAGCGCAGCCCGGGAAAGGAGCAGAGUACAGACUCUGCGGCACGCUUUUUUGGAGCUUCAGAGGACACUACCGUCAGUACCACCAGACACCAAACUAUCCAAACUGGACGUCUUGAUUUUGGCCACCACCUACAUCGCUCAUCUAACUAGAACUUUGCAAGAAGAUGGAAUACAAGCGGCAGAAAGCACAAAACAAACUGAAGUGUUAAACGCCAUGAAAGGCGAGGGUUAUUUGCACCCAGUUAAAAAAUGGCCGAUGCGAUCCAGAUUGUACAUUGGGGCUACUGGAAAGUUUCUGAACAACUUGGGUGAAAAGGAGGACUCGAGCCAUACCCAACUACCACCUGCUUCUCGGUCGUAAAUUACUUGGAACUUGACCAUGUGGCCCUCUUCAUGUUUGAUGUUUAAAUCUUACUUUUGUUAGCGAACGAUGACGUCGUUUUCUGAAUUUUUAUGAAAUGACUAUGCAUGGCACCUCCCACUUCAAGAGUUUUGAACUGAGAUGUUUUUCCGCUACAUUAUGGUUUAAUAAUGUAAUAAUGACGUAAUAACGCCAACAUAGAGAAAUUGCAGAAAUGAACACACAUUCUUGUUACAGUUAAACGCGCGUCGAGACAUUUCAGUCGUAUUACGUAUUGUGAAUCGUAUAAACCUUCAUGAACUGUUUGUAUAUAUUUUCAACUUCUUUUGGACUCUUUAUGUACUAUAACUCUGUAGGUUUUGGUAAUUUAACCUUCCAGCGAUGACGGGCAUGAUCAUUUCAUGUUUGACACGCUGGUUUUGCACUUUCAUUUGAAGCACUUUCACUCAAAGCCCAUUAAUCAUGUCAAAAAAUUCUCACUAGGUAACCAUAUUUCCAUAUUAUGUGACAAGAAAAGUUGCAAACACUGCACGUACAUUAUUAAGUAAUAAAAUUACGGGAAUAGAUCGAACCCUUCAGAUUACAAACGAAUCUAUGUGUUCGGUCAAAAACGUAGGCCUAUUUUUCCGUUACAAAAUGACAAACUUAAAAAAAUUACAUUUUUUUUUAUAAAAGGAGGCCUAUUUUAUGGUACCGUAUUAAUGUAUAUGAAAAACUAAUUUAUCAAACAGUAUUGUGUAUUUUUAUCAUUUUCAUGUUCAGUCCUCUGUUCGAGUAACUAAAAGAUUUAUAGGUGAAAAAGAAACACAUCAAUGAAAAGAAAAUGACCAAUGCAAUUACCAGAGUUCCUGUAGUGGCGUAGCCUAACUAUACACUGUCAGAAAAAUGGGUACAGCCCUGUUUUGUUUUUGGUCCUCAAGGUACAAACAACAUUAAUGUACCCCCAAUGGUACAAAAUUGUUCCUCAAAGUAGUAGUACAUUUCUGUACCUUGAAAGGUACAUUUACCUACAGCUAGGGUACAACUGGCAGAUCCUUGAGGGUACAUCCACAGUGACUGUGACGUAUUGACAAGUAUUGGUACUUUUUUCCUGAAAAUGUAUUUCAAUUUAGCUUUAUUUUUUACGUCUUAUUUACAUUUAUCCGGUGAAUUAAUUACUAUGGUACAUUAAACUGGUCAACUUUAAACCUUUAAAACUAGUUUUGAAACCUGUAGGCUACAUGGACUGAAAAAAUGAGUAAAAUAACUGUUGUCGAAUUUACGGAUGCCGUACACUCAACGAAAAAAAAUACAAAUAAAAAUCGUUGGCAUAUUUCAUCAUUUAAGACAUCAUGCUCCAAAUUUACUUUAAAAAGCCACAUGUACAUACAACAAAGCAGACUUAAUCGGUUUGAAGUUAAAAAGAUUAUUCAAGCGCAUUCUUGGGACAAACAGACAACCACCAGCGGCCCGUACUACGAAGCGGGGUUACUGGCUUGUGGGUAACUUGUCGGAUUUAAGCUACCACAGUUUAAAUGAACUUCAUAUUCGUUCACUUACAUUUUGCCCAGACUACCUUAAAUCCGACAAGUUACCCCGAUAAGCCAGUAACCCCGCUUCGUAGUACAGCCCCCUGGUUUAAUAAACAUUUACUCCGGCGACAUUAAUCUCCCCUUCCAGGGCAACAACACAGAGAAUUGGGGUGUGCUGAUGCGAAGUAGCUAUUAUUUCCACAGUGACCCGGCAAUGCUCGUUGCAUACGCAGAAGGCACGCCGUGCGCAUGCUCCGGUGCCAGUACAAAGAGCAUCGACAGCCGGAAGGCGCUCUUUUGCGCUUACUUCAGCCUCAGGGGAGCGAUGGCGGCUGCGAGACAUAUGGUGUUAAAAGGGCCUUUUCUUUCAUUUUGCUCUGGAAAUGCUUGCAUCGAACUAGUCUGGGACUCUGGGUGUCCCUGCCAUUUCUAUUGAACUGUGUGGAAACCUGAAUGGCAGAUGCUACAGUAGAUGGGCAUGAAAAUUACCUGAGGAGAUUAAGAGCCAGGUGUUGAAAAUGGCCACUGAGUUGGAGAUGUACAGAUGAAGGUUCUAGACCCAAAAUGAAAGUGUGGGGAGCCUGAGAAAUGUCCACGUAGACCAUGAUGUGGAAGUUAUCCAGAGGAUGGGCUUCUGCCAGCAAAGAUGGCUGUUUUAUUUGGGUGAGAAAUGGAUUUUUGUUGGACAGUAAGUGUAUAGCCUGUUUUAGCGGUUUGCUGAAACUGAACUUUUUUGGCCGUUUACCCAGCUGACUGUAUCUGGGGUGCUGAGAUUAGCAUUCUGAGUCAUUAACAACAGUUCUACAGGAGCCUAAGGUAGUGACUUUUUCAGCUAUGUCCUGGAAGCACAUGGGUUUUGUCAGUUCUUUUUAAUGACAUGUUCAACUGAAUAUGUAGCGGAUCCUCAGCCAAGUUUAACUGGAGUGGCACUCUGAUGCCUAUAAGGGUCAGAAUUACUAUUACAUGUUAGGUCAAUAUUUCGAUUGUAGGUGAAACUCCUCUGAACCUUCGAAUACUUGGCUACUGAGUGAAGUAGUUCCUUUAACGAAACUUCAACUGUGUGCUUCCAGUCAACAACUACAGUAAGGAAUUUAGAGUAAAACCUACAUGGCAUAAAUCUCAGUAGUUAGUUGGUCCCUGUAAACCAAAUUUCUCCUCCUCUGGGAUUUAAUGGAAACAAGGUUUUAUGAGAACCUACUAAGAGCUGCACAGUGCUUCUGUAUUCUAGCUGGCCCUUUGUCAUAAUAAACCACUUUAAACCUUA
Molecule: messenger RNA, 3510 nt
Organism: Paramormyrops kingsleyae
Lineage: Eukaryota; Metazoa; Chordata; Actinopteri; Osteoglossiformes; Mormyridae
Source: RefSeq, a predicted model, not a curated record